AUGGAUUAUACGUUUGAUUCCGUCACGUACCAGGCGGUACGUUCUUGGGGCCUUAGUGAAAUAACGGCAUGGCUCCAAAAGAACAAACUUGGGCAACACUCGUCCGCUUUUGUGCGUAACGACAUUUACGGCGGCGCACUUUUGCACUUGGAUCACGGUGUGUUGAAAGAAAUGGGAAUUACCAAUGUCGGUGAUCGUCUUCGAUUGAUAUCAGCGAUCCGACUUUUGCAUAAGCAGUGUGCUAUGAACGCGGCGCCUAAUAAUUCAUCAAUGUUGACUGCUGAAAGCUGCAUGAACUAUGCGAACGCUCCGUUGUCUUACGCACCACCGAUAAUAUCCUCGAACACGCCUUUGCAGAGAAGUGCGACUAUGUCGCAUCCCUCUACUCAUCCUGUGCGGACUGCCUCGCCAUUACCUUUGAAUGGCUCUUUGCCACCAUUGGGAGUUAUGCAAUCCGCACGAGUCAUGAGUAUGGUGAAUCCUCUCGCGCAUCCAAUGACACCAACACAACGGGCACAUACCAUGGAACCACCGCUAAGUGAUUUGGGGUCGCGGUCAACCACUCCAUCAUCAUCAUCAUCUACGAACUCGCGACGACCCAACACAGCAACAGGUGUAACCGAUGCUCAUGAUUGCCCGGCACCCUCAAUCUUAAAUGCUCCGCGGAGCCCUAGCUCAUCGCAUGUGCGCCGCCCUGCUAGCGCUCUUUCAACGACAAAUCCAACAAGUACGGGCUACACAGUUGGUCGCGGCGCCUUUGGCCCAAAGUCACGUCUUGGUCAAAUUAGUGCACCGUAUAAUCUGCGGCGCCCUGAAACAGAGUCGGAAGAACGUCCACCCGAGACGACAACUGAUCCGAUGACAGGUACACCGGUGAAAAGCCUUGAAACGAUUCGACGACACAUCGUGAAAUUCUUGGCCGAGGAUGGCUCUUCUCGCAGUGUGGAUGUAAGCCAAUGUGGACGAGCGUCAGACAUCUUAUCGAAGGUGCUUCAUAAAUUUGGUCUCCCGACGGAUCCUGAAUUUAUCAGAUAUAUGCGUCAUUGGGUGGUAGCCAUGACCGAUGCAGAUGCUCAGCUCAAAGUAUUGUCUGAGAUGGAACUUAUGACUGUUUGUUCACAGCCGCACAACUAUGCACCCGUCUGGCAGCAUGGACUGUACCUCUUACGUACAACAGAUAACGCGCCACUUCGUCCAGGAUCGCAGCGCGAGGUACCUAAUGAUUCAUUCCGAUAUGCGCUAGCUAAAACGAAGCGUGCAUCGACUUUCAGUAUUUUGAACGGGCUUGGCGGAAAUUCAAUUCAUGGCACGGAGGAUUUUAUUUCCCCUACACGCUCGACAGCAUAUAAUCGCGUCAAGGCCGCCACGCCUGACUUAACAAGCUCUCUUCCAGCAGUUCGGCGACGUGUGCAAAACUUCUUUGGACAACGUCCUCCCUCAGAACUUAUUAGCUCUCAUUUAUCUGAUUUCUUUCCAAGUACUAACAGCAAUGACUUGCACUCGUGUUCGGAUCCACCAGAUUCUCCUGGAUUCGAUAGUCGCAGGCCUUCGCCGCCUAUGCGAUUGCAUCCCGUGUCCAAGCUUUAUCAAGCUAAUAAAUCUGACGAAGACAUGAAAGACCUUGCUAAGGCCAUGGUUACAGUGGAUGAGAUCACACUCGACCUCGAGCGGCGCGAAUCGAUGCAUUCACCUUCGUUUGAUUCUACAUCACUCUCGACGGUCUUGGAGCAUCCAACGACGCAUGUGGAAUGCAAGGAAACAACUGAGAUCUUUACCCAGCCACGCAUGCGAUGGCACAAGGGCGCUUUGAUCGGCGCUGGCUCGUUCGGCAAAGUGUUCCUGGGUAUGAAUGCCAAAACAGGCAUGCUGAUGGCGGUUAAACAAGUGGAACUCCCACCCAGUGAUGACGAUUGCACGCGUCGCUGGCGAAUGAUGGUGGAUUCUCUUGAAUCUGAGAUUGAAUUGCUAAAGUCCAUUCAUCAUCCUAACAUUGUACAAUAUCUUGACUCACACUCUGACGGUAAAUUCCUCAACAUUUUUCUUGAAUAUGUACCAGGUGGUUCUGUGGUAUCUUUGCUGCGUAAUUAUGGUGCGUUUGAAGAACCUUUGGUCCAGAAUUUCGUGCGUCAAAUUUUGUUGGGUCUUCAAUUUCUUCAUGCUGGUGGCAUAUUGCAUCGAGACAUAAAGGGUGCAAACAUCCUUGUAGACAACAAGGGUGGCGUCAAAAUCAGUGAUUUCGGUAUCAGCAAAAAGGUGGAAAGUGGCUUGCUCGGCCCCAAGUCAGGCAAGUUCCCUGGGUUGCAAGGCAGUGUGUUUUGGAUGGCACCAGAAGUUGUGAAACAGAGUAUGUAUACGGACAAAGGUGACAUUUGGAGCCUGGGAUGCUGUGUUGUCGAGAUGUUUAGCGGUGUACACCCAUGGCCUCGGCUCGAUCAAAUGCAGGCACUGUUCCAGAUCGGGCAGAACAGAGCACCGCCUUUGCCCGAUGAUAUCUCACCCCUGGCUACCGAUUUUUUGAGAUGCGCGUUUAAUCUCGAUCACACUGUGCGUCCCAGUGCGGAAGCAUUGCUAGGACACGCCUUUCUCUUGCAGCCAGCUGAUACAUCGGAAAUCGAGGGCUCCGACUGA
Malassezia restricta is the source of this 2628-nucleotide messenger RNA. RefSeq names its product mitogen-activated protein kinase kinase kinase. Gene Ontology annotation, molecular function: ATP binding; protein kinase activity; protein binding. The transcript has a single exon. Lineage: Eukaryota; Fungi; Basidiomycota; Malasseziomycetes; Malasseziales; Malasseziaceae. Bases 1 to 2628 code for a protein of 875 amino acids. Gene Ontology annotation, biological process: protein phosphorylation. The record is from RefSeq and is a predicted model, not a curated record.